GAUGGUAUUGAGAUUCCUUAAUUUGGCAAACAAUAAUCUAUCUGGGAGAAUACCUGAAUCUUUUGGAAGAAUUUGUCGGAAAGAUAAUUAUGUCACGUCGUUGCAUUUCCAGAACAAUAGUUUUAUUGGAGAACUGCCUGUGGCACUGAUGAACUGCUCUUCACUGAUUAUAAUAGAUUUUGGAGAAAACAAACUCUUUGGGAGGAUACCAACAUGGAUAGGCACAAGCCUAAAAGAUCUGGUGGUUCUUCGUCUCCCAUCAAACAUGUUUGUUGGUAGCAUACCAUUAGAGUUAUGUCAACUAACAUCUCUACAAAUCUUGGACCUCUCUAACAAUAGUAUUUCAGGGACUAUACCUCGGUGCCUUAAAAACUUUACUGCCAUGUCUCAAAAACAAGAAAGUUCUGUUUUUCAAGGUUAUAUUUCGAAAGUUCUGUCCAAUUAUAUUUCUGUACCCAAGUAUUUAACAAUUUCUCUGUAUUCCUACUUUGAGAAUGCAUUUGUGAAUACAAAAGGAUUGCAUCUUGAUUACGAUAAAAUUCUUGGACUAGUGAAAGUCAUCGAUCUUUCAAGUAAUAAAUUGAAAGGAGAAAUUCCAAGAGAAAUAACAAGUCUCGUGGAAUUGAUUGGGUUGAAUCUAUCUAGAAACUUGCUGACUGGCAUCAUCCCUUGGAGCAUUGGUGACCUGAAGGAAUUAGAUUCUUUAGACUUGUCAAGCAAUCACCUUUCAAGUGUAAUUCCCCCAAGCCUUGCUACUUUGAGCUUUUUAGGCUAUUUGAAUUUGUCAGACAACAACUUGUCAGGUAAAAUUCCAACAGGUACCCAGCUCCAAAGCUUCGGUGCUUCUUCAUAUGCAGGUAAUAAAGAUCUAUGUGGCUUGCCUCUUAUGAAGAAGUGUUUGGGAGAUGAAACACCUCAAGGUCCUCAAAUUGGAAACACGCAUAGAGAAGGCAAUAUUCAAGAACAUACAAACUCUCACGAACAUUUAUGGUUUUAUGCAAGCAUUGUAGUCGGGUUCAUUGUUGGAUUUUGGGGAGUUUGUGGAACGUUAGCGCUGAAGAGUUCUUGGAGGCAUGCCUAUUUCCAGUUUCUGGACAGAAUGGGAGACAAGCUCUACGUUACAAUAACUAUCAACAUGGCCAAAGUGUUGAGGAACUUCAAGACUCACUGCUAAGUAGAGGACCAAGAUGAGGCCACAUCAGCCUAAUCCAAGAUGAAUGGUCAAUUGGUGAUUGAAGGAGAGGAUAAGCAACAUUCAACUAAGCAAGAGGCAGAGGAAUCCAAGGGACGUGAUGCAUGCAGAGCAAGUUUUUGAUCUUAAUUGUUCUUGUGUUCUUUUUUCUUUGCUUGUUAUGUUUCUAUCUUUAUCUGUUAUCGAUCGCUAGCUUGUAUUAUCUUAGCUUAUUUCAUAAUUAGUUGCUUAGUCGUGGAUGUUAGCAAUAAUAAAAGUGGAAAAUGUGUGAGAAAUAUAAUGAUUAAGCUUGUCUUCAGCU
Molecule: messenger RNA, 1493 nt
Organism: Alnus glutinosa
Lineage: Eukaryota; Viridiplantae; Streptophyta; Magnoliopsida; Fagales; Betulaceae
Product: receptor-like protein EIX2
Exons: 2
Coding region: 2-1174 (390 amino acids)
Molecular function (GO): protein binding
Source: RefSeq, a predicted model, not a curated record